Fomitopsis serialis is the source of this 354-nucleotide messenger RNA. Its product is annotated as nucleotide excision repair TFIIH subunit. The record is from RefSeq and is a predicted model, not a curated record. Lineage: Eukaryota; Fungi; Basidiomycota; Agaricomycetes; Polyporales; Fomitopsidaceae. The coding region runs from base 45 to 239 and encodes 64 amino acids. Gene Ontology annotation, cellular component: transcription factor TFIIH core complex; transcription factor TFIIH holo complex. Gene Ontology annotation, biological process: nucleotide-excision repair, preincision complex assembly; transcription by RNA polymerase II; nucleotide-excision repair. The transcript is spliced from 5 exons.
UGUCGGCCGCUCUGCAGACCUCCCAGGGACGCUGGAGAGUCAAAAUGAAGGCGAUAAAAGGCAUCCUUCUCACCUGCGACUCGGCCGUGAAACAGAUCCUACUCACGAUGAACGAGAAAGAAAGCUUCAUCAUCGAGGACUUGGAUGACUACCACGUCGUCAUCAAGGCGGAUGAAGAAUGGCGAGUACGACGAGACCUAGAGGCUGAGCUGGAGAAGAACACGUACAGUUUGGAGUGAGGUUUUCCUCGCAACGUGUAGAUUCUCUGUACCGUACUGUCGUCCAUGCCAAUUCAAGACGGUUGUACAUGUACAAUCACAAAGUCAAUCUCAUGUAUGGAUAUUGAUGAGAGGU